AUGUCUCAACCUCAAGACCUUCUUGACUCAGUGGCAGGUCAGCUUCACAACCUGCCCCUUAUGGUCACACCCGAGACUUGCUUGGGCCGCUCAUACAUCAUCACUGGAGCCAACUCGGGGCUUGGGUUUGAAGCGGCGAAGCAUCUUGUCUCUCUCGGCGCGGGAAAAGUGAUCAUGGCGGUCCGUAAUCUCGGCGCCGGCCAAAAGGCCAAGGCCAGCAUCGAAGCAAGUACAGGAAAGACUGGUUCUGCGGAGGUCUGGCAUCUUGACCUUUCCAGUUAUGAGUCUGUCAAAUACUUUGCUAAACGAGCUACCCUCGAGCUUGACCGCAUCGACGCCUUGGUUGAGAACGCUGGUGUGGCCAUUGAUAUUGACAGCCAGGCUGAAGGUCAUCCUGUCACAUUCACUGUCAAUGUGUACAGCACUUUCAUGCUGGCAGUGCUCCUCUUGCCCAAGAUGAAAGAGGAUGCCCAACGACUCAACAUUGUCCCUCACAUUGCGAUUGUCUCCAGCUCGGUGGCCUUUUCCGCACAACCUCUCUGGGACCUAGGCAAAGGUGCCGCUAACCCGGUGGACAAAAUCGUCCAAGUGGGGCAGCUGGACACGACCGGCGGGUAUACUGUAUCGAAACUCCUCGAGGUGCUCGCAGUUCGACAUUUAGCCCCACUACUGCCAGUUUCUAGCACUGGAGUGGUUCUUAACUUGGUCUGUCCCGGUCUUUGCAAAACAGACAUUGGCCGCAAUGCAUCCGAUGACAUCAAAGCUGUUGCCGGAACUAUGAUGGAUCGAAUUGGCCGCACCUCUGAGGACGGUAGCCGCACACUUCUCUUUGCCGCUACUGCCGGUAAAAGUAGCCACGGCAAGUUUACUGCUGAUUGCGAGAUCAAAGACGAUUCUAUCAUCCCCGAUUGGAUUAAAGGGAAGGAGGCGGAAGAAGAGCGGAAGCGAUUGUGGGAUGUUAUUGCUAAAGAGAUUGAGGCUGCUGCGCCUGGUAGUCUUGCUAAGAUUUUCAAUUAA
Clonostachys byssicola is the source of this 1017-nucleotide messenger RNA. Lineage: Eukaryota; Fungi; Ascomycota; Sordariomycetes; Hypocreales; Bionectriaceae. The record is from the annotation of a GenBank genome assembly.